Molecule: messenger RNA, 2468 nt
Organism: Vigna radiata var. radiata (mung bean)
Lineage: Eukaryota; Viridiplantae; Streptophyta; Magnoliopsida; Fabales; Fabaceae
Product: F-box protein At4g02760
Biological process (GO): SCF-dependent proteasomal ubiquitin-dependent protein catabolic process
Cellular component (GO): SCF ubiquitin ligase complex
Molecular function (GO): protein binding
Source: RefSeq, a predicted model, not a curated record
UGAGCCAUGUGAUGAUCCACGUGGCGCUAAGGCGACAGGCACCGGCACUGAAACGCAUAGGAUCUAUCUGCGGUACAUAGCCAUAGGCACGGAAUCAGAGAGGGUGAGGGUCGUGUGAAUGUGAAGAAACCAAACCAAACCACUCACCACUCACUCACUCACUCACUCACUCACUCUCGGUCCUCCUGGGUAUGGAUUCCGUUGUCCUUCACAGUGUGAGUGCGUCAUCAGCGGCUUCGUCGUCGUCUACGUCGUCAAUGGCGAAGCGUCCAUGUCCGUCGCAAAACCCUAGAGUGGAGAACCUGAGCGACGUGGAACGUCUUCUGGACGCGUUUCUCUCCCUUUCCGACCUCCCUUCUCUCUCCCUCGAUCUCUCCUUCGAGAGGCUUCUCCAAUCUGUCUCCCCUGACUCCGAUCUUAUCGAUCGCGCCCUCAAAAUGGGUUCUCUCCUUCUUGACGCCGCCAAACACUCCUCUCGGAAACGCGCUUCCAACCACAAUUCCCUCGCCUGGCCCCUCCCUCCCGACCUCACCAUCAAGGUGUUCUCAAUGCUUGAUACCCAGAGUCUGUGCUAUGCAUCAGCUACUUGUUCAAUGUUUAGCAAAUGUGCUAAAGAUCCUCUGUGCUAUACAAAUCUUGAUUUGACAACACUUGUUCCGAAGGUUAACAAUGCAGUAGUUGCCACGAUGAUUCAGCGAGCUGGAAAGGCACUAAGGUCUCUUAAGCUUGGCGUUGUCCCUGGUGCUACUACUUCACUUGGAUCUUGUCCACCAUUUGUUUGUACCAUUAGAAAUGCUAUUGUGGAAGUAUCAAACUUUUCAUGGAAUGAUAAGAGGUCUCGACAAGGGAGGGAGUCAUCCAUUCUCACAAGAUGCUGCUUAAGCCCUUUAAGUGGUGAUGGUGGUACCCCAGGGGCUCUUUUAAGAAAGUUACACUUGUAUAAUAUUGAGAGAAUGGAUAAUGCAUCCCUUGGUGCAGCAUUGUCUGCAUGCCCAUCUCUCCUUGAUUUGGAAAUUGUUGGGCUCCAUGUUGAGCUGAGGCAAACAUUAAUGUCAGUAAGUGCAAACUGCCAUUUGAUAGAACGCUUGUUUUUUGAGUCUUCUAAAACAGGUAGAGAUGACAGCUUGAAAGCACAAACCUGUUUUGAGCUAGAAAAUUGUCCUCAUCUAACUUCUUUAUCCCUUAGAGGGUUUAAGCUACAUGAUUGCAAAGUUCGUGUAUUGGUUAAGGGAUUUAGGAAAUUGAAGUAUGUUGACUUUUCAACGUCUUAUUCAAUCACUGGUAACUUCUUGAGAAACCUUGGAAGCUGCAAUGGGGGAAAUUUUCUUGAGGUCUUAAUUUUAAGGGAUUGCAUGCAUCUCAAAGAGAUGGAAGUCGCGAGGCUGUUGACUGCAAUCCUUGCUGGAGACUUCAAAUUUCUUGUACAUCUUGAUAUAUCCAAUAGGGAAGGUUUAGCAUCUGAGGCUGAUUGGUACCACAGGUGCUACAACUCUAGUAUUAUGCCUAUAAAACAGGUUUUGGAAACGAGGCCUGAUAUGUGUCUGGUGGCUGAAUAUCCAUCAGCAGAAGGAAGCUAUAUGGAGACAUUUGAUGCUGAUAUGAAUAGUGAGAUAAGUCUGCCCUCACAAUUGAGUAGCCACACGUCAGAUGGAUCAAUUUUUAUGAGUACAUCUGAAAGCAGCUACAAUAGUGAUCAGGGAAGUGGCAAUGAGGAUGGUCAAGAUGCCAACUACGUGAUAUACGAGGAAAGCUCAGAUGAGAUUGACUUUUUGUCCCUCUAGGGAAUCCUCGUGGUGAGGCAUCAUUCAAGAAGGACAACAAUUUGGUGAACUUGGGGGAGCUGUGGGGAAGAACGAUGCCACAGGAUGGGUGUCAACGACGGAUCUGGAUUUUUCAACUUUCAAUAUGUCCUUCUCCAUAAUUGAUGUUCUUUAUCGUGGAAUUUUCAAUCUGGAGGACAAUUGGAGGCUGGUUGUUGUUUUAAAGUUGGCAUUUGUUUCCAUAUUUGCAAUAUUGUCAAUAUAUUGCUGCUUCAUUCCGCAGGCUUCCCAAAAAAGAGGUUAUUUUUCCUCGGCAUCAAUCCAUGUAGUGCUGGAAUUUAUUUUUGGUUCUAAUGUAGAAGACGUCUUCAAUUAUGUAUUUUGUACCCCUUUUAGUUAAUACGCAAAUAAAAUUAAGUAAACACUUCUUUGUUUACUUCCUAAUACUGAUCGGUAAUAGGAGAUGAGCAGGUCAUGGUGCACUUUAUCAUGAAUGAACAUGGCCAGAGUUGAUCAAGCACAUUCCUAUUCGUGAGAGGUGACAUCCCUGAAAAAAUGUAUAACUCGCACGCAUUUCGUGCAGUUCACAAAUUAUGGAAUUGUUGUAAUAUUCUUUCCUGCCAACUCCCAAAUAUGACAAUUAUUGGAAGUUCCCGUGGACCUAUAUACCUGAGGGGCAAAUAUUUUAUGUAAUUUAAAGUUCUCCGA